GCGCGGAUUGAGAAUCGAACGAGCGCGUAUGGUGGGUACAUAGUUCGCUGACUCGCCGCUGCGCGAUGGUGGCGAUGGGGAGCAGCAGGCGGCACCAGAAUAUUACGAAAAGAACGUAAAUGAUGAAAAUACAAAAUAAAUACACCGCAACAUGCGUUCACAUCGUUCACAUGGUUCAUAUAGCAGCAUGCAAGACGAAAUUAACAAACAAGUAACGACAUUGUGAUCUUUUAUUUUAAAUAUGAAAUAAAACAAGAAGUAUAAUUAGUUGUGCCCUUUUAUUACUGUGCGACUUAUUUGUCUGUUAUGAGGAGUGAAAUAACUGCUUUUUUCAACAAUGAAUUUGGUUGAUUGUGUGAUCGAUGAGAUUGCGCUUGAAGGUUUAGAUGGUAUAACUUUGGAAGCGCUAUGGGAUCGGCUAGCAUUGAGAUUCCAUGAAAAAGUUGCCCCAUCAAAAGGAUUUAAAGAGCAAGUAUGGUAUAUAUGCUUGCAUGUAAGACAGCUGUCGUUUUUUUUACUGGAAAAGGAGCGAGACAAGCUCAUCAUUUUCGAUCGGUAUGAAUUUGUUGAUCCUGAUCUUGGAAUAAUUCUUGAAUCGGAAGAUGCGCCGGAUGACAUUUAUGAGCACUGUCCUAUUGACGAUGUGAAAAAUGGCAUAAAAGGUUCUUGUUCAACGUAUUAUACACGAAAAAAUGCGAGCAAUGAGGUGCAGGAUUUGACUGUGCACGAGGCAGAGGCUAAGUAUGGGAGAAAAUUGGUGAUAGUCGCGUCUCAGACUGCGAGACAGCAUGCUCUGAUGGACAAAUCGGUGAGCCCGAUUCUCGAACUUACUGUGAUACAGUACUGUUUCUUAGAAAGAGUUGGCAGAUCUAGAUAUCAUGGCGAAGUGACCCAUGGAAAAUUGAGUUUGGGUCUGCUGAAGGAAGAUCCAAGCUCGCUAUUCUACCACCGAAAAUUCUUAUUGCGACACAAACUUGUGACAAAACAGCCGCAUCAUCAAAAGAGCAAUGGCCAAGGUUAUAGCGGAAGUUUAUUGCAUUUACCCCGAUUUUAUGUCGAGAGAAAGCCCAAAGUCAUUUUCCUCGCUGAAAAAGUUAUCGAAAUUUUGAAAUCGCGUCCUAACCAAGUCGCCGAAUACGCCGAGAUCAAGAAAGAAUUGGGGAUCAACAAUUCUAUCAAGAAACUGUUCAAAACGUCUUUUUUUCAAAAAGUUGUAAAAACUGAUCUGCUUGUGCCCUGGAGAACGUUGUAUCCGGAUGCCGCUGAUGCUGAAUGGCAGUGCAAAAAUAAUUCGGCAAAAGAGAAAUCAUUGAGGGUGGUUCAGCUCAUAGAUCCGAACAUGGAUAUAAACGAUUUGUGGAAGGAUGAAUUUUUCGUAAUCGAGGACGAGGAUCCGUACGAGUUGGAUAUCAGUCAACAAGAGUACGCGGUAUCAUUUUUGAGACAAGCGAACGUAAUAAUCGAAGCCAGCGGGAGCGAAGGUCUGAGUCAAACGGAAUUGGCAAUAAAAAUGGGAUUACCGAAUUUACAGGCCCGCUCGAUCAUUCGUAAUUUAUCAAAAAUGAACAUAAUCGCCAUGUACAUGCAGGACAUGGGUCGCCAGCGUGUGACCAAGUACGUAUCGCGAAAGUUCGCGAACGGAGCUCACGUCGAACAGUUUAAGCGUGAAAUGUCAAAGAUGAAAAAUCUUACGAAGAUCGGAAUUGAAAAAGAGUCUGCUACUGAUGGCAAAGAAAAAACAUUAAAAUUAUCGAGCGACACACAAAAAACGGAGACAAAGACCGUUACCGCUGCACCGAUUCUCGAGAAAAAGGACGAUUCGAGUUCGCUUGAUGCAGCCAGAAAAAUCCUCGGCAAAUACAAAUUGACGGGUCUGAAACGAAGUUACAAGAAAACCUUUUGCAACGUGGCAGAGUCGAAACAACUUCCCGUCGUCGCCGUUAAACGACGCAAGUUAACCAAAGACAAGAAAGAUAUUUCAGAUAAUUUGAAGAUAGAGGAAGUGAAAGAAAAGCUGUUCGGCGAUCAACCUGCUGCGCAACGCUCUCGUUCGAACGACAUUAUUUCGCUGUAUGAUUUGUCUGGCGCUGAUAUGACGAAUACCGUAUCCAACGUUACUUACAGGCUGCUCAAACGUGCUAAUAUUAUCGUCGAAGCCGUGAAAAAGCACAAAGUUGUCGACGAUAUGACCAAAUUGAUGAAGUUCAUAACCGAAGAGGAGGAAAGAGAGGGAUACGAUGUGAAAAUCGACAAGAGAUCACUCAUAAGAUUGCUGCAGAAAUUAGCAAGAGACAAUUUGGUCAAAAACAUAAAACUGACUCUGAGCACAAACAACAAGAAAAAAAAUUUAACUUUCAUAUGCGAUUCGAGUAUUGAUGUGAAUCAUACGGUGAUAAAAUCAGCCGUUGAACAGGCUAAAAUAAAGCUUUGUCUGACCGGAGGACGAAGAGUCAGAACGGUACUGCAAUCGAACGAUGAGAAACUCGAAAUAUCAGGGGAUAGCGCGACGGAGAAAGUGGAAACUAUUGAGGGAUUGACAGGAAAUGAGGAAGGAUCGAAAAAAACUUUGCCACCCGAUCUCGUCUACGAUAGGAAAGCCGGAGCACGCUAUGGUUACGCACCAAAAUUCAUUCGUAUGCAAACCCUCCAUACUUAUAUUUAUUACUUGAUAUAUCAACAUCCCGGCAAGCCCACCGAGUCACGGGAACAACUGAUCGAAGUGUUGCGAACGAAGGGAGUUUCGAUCGAUGAUAAGUUGGAAAAGGAUAUGGGCGAGAUAUACAACACGGAAAUCGGUUGGAAAAUGUUUGUGCCACCGUUACCUAAGCACAGUGGUUGGCCAACCGGAUGGGCUUUGAUGUGUGACAUUUUACUUCGUAUGCCACUAUCAAUAUUCUUCAAACUCCACAAGGUAUUGUACGUUGUACCGGAACUGGAGGAAUACAUAAAUAAUCCAAUACGGAAGCACGUACUGGUGAAGGACAUUCCCGCGCCAAUCAGAAACGUUUUACUCUUACGUCGUAAAUACAUAUUCAGUAUACACGACAGUAUUUUGCGGUUGUGUUACAUCGGUCUGCUGCAAUUCGGACCACAAAAGUUCAAAGAGAAGGACAAACUUUUCAUCUAUCUCAAUCGGAAAACUCAAAUCAUGGAUACCACGUCGUCGGCGGCUCAUUAUCACAAAAUCGAGGCUAAAGUUUAUCCCGUUGUACGAUACACGUUUACCUCACUCCAAACGGUCGAUAAGUAUUGGUACAAAUUGUGGAUGACCUGCGUAAAUACUCGUCUCGGAGGUCGUCUCGUCGUCCAAGGGGAGGACAUAAUUCUCGAGGAUCUGACUAAAAAGAACGAAAUGAUCGAGGCAACGAAACCCCGCUCACCGGAAGAAGCUUAUACCAUGGACAACGGCGACGUUCCCGGUGAUCGUAUGGGCGCAGCUGGCAUCGACUCCGCAUUUUUCGCCCAUCUGAAGCGCAAUUGGAGCUCCGAAUCCUCCAGUUAUCCCACGGAUCGUUCCGAUUCGGGACUCAACGAAUCGCGUGAAAAAAUCACGAAUCCCGAGACGAAACGCGGCAGCGGAGGUGGCGACAACAAAAGCAACGACUCCAAAUCGUCGAAAGUCAAAACAAAAACUUUCAAAUUCACGGAUUAUCAUGGUCUUCAAAAAAUUACCGGUCCCAUAACGAUCGAUGCUAUAGACUUGAGGAAAACUAUAACUAAAAAGUCCACCGGUGGUGCUCGCGAUCUAACGAAAGGUGGUGCGUCACAAAAAUCAAAGACGAACAACGCCAGUGGUGCUCCGUUGAGCGGUUUGAAGAAUGGCAGAGCAGCCAACAGAGAAAGGUCUUACGUAAGGCGCGUGUUGGCGCGUCCGAAGCACGUUCGCGGGCGAGUAAAGUACGACGAGAUAGAUAAUAGCGCGCUGCAACGGAUGGAAAAACUUCGAGUCGAUUGGGACAAUCGAGAGGACAACAUAUUGCUCGUUUGCAAGGUGGCCAUGAUGUAUCUCUGCCCGAAGCCCCGCAAACAAAUGAUCGGAUUCACUUCGGUUCGCGAUGUUUUGCGCUCGUAUUCUUCGACGUCGUACAACAAAACCUCGAGAGCUUGUCAGAGGCGCCUUCUGUACAUGCUCAAAAAGCCCGAGACCCACCACAGCGUGACUCUUGGAGUAGAGGAAUUGAAGCAGGACUUUUACGUCGGGCGUCGCUUCGGGGAGAAAAUCGAUCAACUGAAGAGAGAUCAUCGGGGUACGCACAAAUAUUACGAGCAAGUUAACCUCGUGUUCCGCGAUCUCGUGGCUCACAUUGCCAAUAAAUAUUACGAUAUAUCGGACAUCGGAAGAUCGUCGUUGAAUUUAACCCCGCGGACCGUCGAGGGAUUUCAUUUGUUCAACCGAGUCAAAUACCCCCGGAAAGGAGGAGGGCCAGGCACAAACGUAACGAGUUUCAAUGACGAAACAAGUAACGACAUACACUCAUCGACCAUCAAUUCGGUCAUUCACAGCUCCAUGUGCUGCGUCAAAGAUCGAAGGUCCUGGGCAUAUCAACUGUUUCGUAUUUAUCAGCAAUACCCCGAGUGGCUGCUGCGAAGCGCAAUGGCCAAAAUUCGGCUUGAUCAAAUGGUCACUGUUAAGAAAAAUUAUGCUUUCGCGAUCAGAAAACAGUCGAAUGCCUGCAUGCCGAUGAGCAGCUCGCAGUAUCAAUUGAGCUCGGGUUACCUACAGAAAUUCAACACCAAAUUUCCCUACACCGCUUUCGACGAAGCUUACCAGUUUUUCGAUCAAUUGGCCAAUCAUUACAGCGAACGUGAGCUCCAGCCUGGGGCUGCUGAUGGGACAAACGAGAUGAUAACUUGUCCCGUAAACGGUGGAACCGUCGCCGCUAUUCACGACUUCAUCAAUAUUGAUCAAUUGGAAUUUGAUAUAGAAAUUCCACGACAUAUUAUCAUGCUCGAUCCGACGUUGCAGAAAGACGACGAACGAUACAUCAGGAUUGCUCGCCGAUAUCAGGACCUCUUGAGAAACUUGGAGCACGUUGAUAUCGAUGGAAUCCUUGAGAGCAGCGAGUCUUCUCAGGCACAGCAACAGAAACAGCCGACACCACUCGUUGAUGAUCAGCUUCCCUCAAAACCUGCUGCGUCUUCACCACGCCUCACUCCUCCUCUUCCUCCUCGUAUCGUUACCGAAGCUCAUGAUGGCGAGAAAAGUGUGCAAUCACAAGAUAAGAAAUCUUCCUCCAUGUGCUCGAAAUAUUCCACUUCUCAACGCUCUCAAGCCAACAAAGAUGACAAAAAUAACAGCAAUGGUUCUGAGCAUGAUCUGGAAGCGAAAAAAACUGUACCGCAACUCCCGAAAUCUCAAGAUUUCCAUGACACCAGUAUCAACCCGGCAGAUCAGGAACGUGAGACUGAGGAUGAGUUUUUUUCGAACGAGGAAAAUUGCUGUAACGAUGAUGACAUCGAGGAGGAACAGGACGAGGACGAGGACGAUAAUCUCAUUUGUUUUAUCGACGGAACGAAGAUUCGUUUGACUGCGGAAGAUAUCGAGAAUUCGGGUUUUCAAGUAGAGAUGAGCUCCCCCCUUAAAAACAAACCCGCCAGGAUUCCACAAGAUUCGGCCAUUCCCGCUGUAUCGAAUCCCGGGGAUAACAAUGAUUUGGACAUGGAGGUCGAGCCUUUGAAUGAGGAGCCGAACAAAGCCUCCGAGGAAUUGAACGAAAAGGACUUGUCAACGGUCGUUGAUGAAAGUGAUUGUCAAAUGGAUGAAACGGAGUUACCUCAACAGAUCGAUCCCAGCGACCGUGACGUACCAUCCGAUCACGUUCGAGUCAACCAACUCAUCGAGCGAAGCAACUGUGAAAAAUUUCAGCUCUCCUCCUCUCAUCAUCGAACGUGCGAAUCGUCCAACGAUAUGCAAAAACGUUACACGAGAUUGGCGAUGCUGCAAAUGCGCGAGGAGCUGAGCGAUCUCGCCUCGAGCGAUAGUCACCACGCUCACGAGUACUUCGUUCUGAAUAUGUUCAAAAUUUAUCAUUCACUUCGCCGUUCGAAUGUUGAUAAAGAAGCCACUGCUGCUGCUUCUUCUGAUGGUUCCUCCAGCGGGCCAGAAUUACCCCCAAAAGAGUUGCUGGCACUGAAUCGCCAAAAUUACAGCGCGAUUAUCGCUGAUCUUAAAAAAUUCGCUAUUUUCCCAAAAGCAGCAACAUCCGGAGCGUCGUAUUAUAAAUUUAGGCAAGAUCUCCCCGAAAGCGACCUCUUCAAACGUGGCUUGGACGCAGUUUACGAAUUUAUCCGUGAUCGACGAGAAGUCGGAGCGAGUCUUUCCCAACUUUUGACGAAAUUCUACAGCAUUCUCGGCGAUCAGCUGUUCGACAUUUUAUCGGUCUUGAAGCAAGGCCGAAUAGUACUUCGCUCGGGUGUAACCAACACUCGUUAUGUUCAUCAAAAUUACGCCGACCCAUGGCUCAUACAUUCGUACAAAAUAAUGCGGCUCCAAAAAGAGGCUCAUCAAAAUCUUUCGCCCGGAAGUCUCUACGUCGUUCCGGAAGAGAAAAACAAAGAAACCAACGAAGGGAGGCAAACUAGCAAGAACAAUCAAAUAAACGACAGCCUGGAAAGUAAUGAAGCGAUGGAAGUAGCGACGAUUGAAGAGAAGCAGGAAAUCGAGGAAUGUACGAGAAACGAUCAAGCGGCUCCAGAUGAUUCCGAAACAGCGAAACCGAAUCAAUCGAAAAUGCAAAAAAGUCGAACGUGCUUGCUACCGACGAAGGAUAUUUAUCGAGCAGCUAAACAGUUGGAUCUCGACACAGCGGAGGAAAUCAGAGUUGUAGUUAGACCCUGGAUACGCAUCGACGGAGCCUUAAAUCGACGUGUGUUGGAUCGUAUGCUGGGUGGAAUAUUGGCGUAUUGUCUCAUGCAUCCGGGUGUUCAUUUGACCAAAGUUGAAGAAAAAUUUUCCCCAGCUAUCCAACCGUUCCAUACUAAGGAGCUCGUUGAGAUCCUCAUGAGAUUGAAAUGCCUAAAAACGGGCUGUACGAGGAAAAGUCGAAUUACGCUGUUUUCAAAGAGUUCAUCGCUACGAGCGGAAUUCUCGAGCAUGCCAAAACGUUGCGAAUGGCUGGAGGAAGAGAUCGUAAUCGAGCCAACGCUCGAUGCUACAGUGAACUUUUCCAUGUUCUUGAGCAAUCGGACAUACGCAUCGAAUUUUUUAGCAUAGAAUGCGUGAUAAUUUAUCUAAAGUUUGAGCAAACCAAGCUCAAAUUGGAACAUAAUUUUUUUAUACUAUUUAUUCAAAUUAUUAUGUAAGUAACAAAUUUUAACGAACUCCUUCGAAAUAAAGCAAAAAUUGAAUUCUUUUCCAA
This is a messenger RNA of Venturia canescens, 7358 nucleotides long. Its product is annotated as general transcription factor 3C polypeptide 1. Gene Ontology annotation, biological process: transcription initiation at RNA polymerase III promoter; 5S class rRNA transcription by RNA polymerase III. The record is from RefSeq and is a predicted model, not a curated record. The transcript has 14 exons. Gene Ontology annotation, cellular component: transcription factor TFIIIC complex. The coding region runs from base 338 to 7213 and encodes 2291 amino acids. Gene Ontology annotation, molecular function: DNA binding. Lineage: Eukaryota; Metazoa; Arthropoda; Insecta; Hymenoptera; Ichneumonidae.